Molecule: messenger RNA, 5586 nt
Organism: Pelobates fuscus (common spadefoot toad)
Lineage: Eukaryota; Metazoa; Chordata; Amphibia; Anura; Pelobatidae
Gene: AGL
Product: amylo-alpha-1, 6-glucosidase, 4-alpha-glucanotransferase
Exons: 34
Coding region: 145-4743 (1532 amino acids)
Biological process (GO): glycogen catabolic process; glycogen biosynthetic process
Molecular function (GO): 4-alpha-glucanotransferase activity; amylo-alpha-1,6-glucosidase activity
Source: RefSeq, a predicted model, not a curated record
GUCUGCAUGUCCUGCAUUCUGUGUGAGUCUCAGGGACAUUUGGAGGGUCUUUGAAGGGGGUGUACGUGAGGAGGAGGGAUCAAUUCUAUUUUCAUGUCAAAAUUACCUGUGGUCUAAGAAAGAAACAAGAGUCAAGGAAUCACAAUGGAGCACACUAAGCAGGUCCGUGUUCUGUUCCUCAGCGAUAUGGAGAAAUUGGAGAAGAGGCUUUUUCGUCUGGAGCAAGGCUUUGAGUUGCAGUUCAGGUUAGGCCCCACACUGCAAGGAAAGGAUGUCACUGUAUAUUCUAACUACCCACUGCCUGGCAGUACAUAUGACCGUCACACCUUCCACCCUCUGCAGUGGCACAACCCAACAGGUCGAGAGGAGGACUCUGAUAAGUUCUGCAAACUGGAUCUGAAGAUCGCUGGCUCAUUCCAGUAUCGCUUCAACCAGUCUGGUCAGAGCAGUGGUGAAGGGUACAUAGUAGUUGAUCCAAUCAUGCGAGUUGGAGCAGAUAACCAUGUUCUGCACUUGGACUGUAUCACACUUCAAACCUUUUUGUCCAAGUGCUUGGGUCCAUUUGAUGAAUGGGAGGACAGACUGCGGGUGGCCAAGGAGUCUGGUUACAACAUGGUGCACUUUACCCCGCUUCAAACUUUGGGAAUAUCUCGCUCAUGUUAUUCUCUGGCUGAUCAGCUGCAGCUGAACCCUGAUUUUUCUAGGCCUGACAAGACAUACAAUUGGAGCGAUGUGGGGAAACUGGUAGACAAGAUGAGAAGAGAGUGGAAUAUGCUGAGUAUCACUGAUGUGGUAUAUAACCAUACAGCCGCCAACAGCAAAUGGAUUCAGCAGCAUCCAGAGUGUGCUUACAACUUGGUGAACUCUCCUCAUCUUAAGCCCGCAUGGCUGCUGGACCAAGCUCUCUGGCAUCUGACCUGUGAUGUGGCUCAAGGAAAAUAUGCUGCAAGAGGCCUUCCAGCUCUUAUAGAAACGGAACAGCAGCUCAAUAGUGUCCGUGGCAUAAUAUGGGAGGAUAUAUUCCCCAAACUGAAGCUUUGGGAAUUUUAUCAGAUAAAUGUGGCCAAAGCUGUGGAACAAUUCAGAGCUCUGCUCAGUACAGGUGCACAGAAGAAGGGAGGUAAAUCGGACCCAAAGCAAUUGGUGAUAAUUCAAGACCCAGAAUAUAAGCGCUUUGGCUGCUCUGUGAAUAUGGAGAUUGCUCUCCACACUUUCAUACCGAACAGUAAUGGGCCUGCUGCCAUUGAAGAAUGUUGUACCUGGUUCCGCAAGAGGCUUGAGGAGCUGAAUGCAGAAAAACAUAAACAGAUUAACUUUCAUCAUGACCAGGCUGUGAAUUGCAUUUUGGGUACCAUGACGUACGAACGACUGGCAGGUCAUGGGCCAAAGCUUGGAGCAGUAACAAAGAAAGAUCCCAUGGUCACCAGGUACUUUACUUUCCCAUUUGAAGAAAUAUCUUUGGCAGAGGAAGAGCCUUUGAUGCAUCAGGCAGACAAAGCUUGUUAUUUCAUGGCUCAUAACGGGUGGGUUAUGGGGGACGACCCACUGAAAAACUUUGCAGGACCAGACUCCAAUGUCUACCUUCGUAGAGAGCUGAUCUGUUGGGGGGACAGUGUAAAAUUGAGGUAUGGUGACAAACCAGCAGAUAGUCCCUACCUUUGGGAACACAUGAAGAAGUACACAGAAAUCACUGCCAAAUAUUUCCAUGGAGUCCGCCUGGACAACUGCCACUCUACACCCAUUCAUGUUGCGGAGUACUUACUGGACGUUGGUAGGAAAAUCCAACCAGAUUUGUAUGUAAUGGCUGAACUGUUCACUGGGAGCGAAGAGCUGGACAAUGUGUUUGUCAAUAGACUGGGCAUUAAUUCUCUAAUCAGAGAGGCUAUGAGUGCCUAUAACAGCCACGAGGAGGGACGGCUGGUGUAUCGUUUUGGAGGGGAACCAGUGGGGUCUUUUGUACAGCCUUGCCUCCGACCUUUGGUUCCCAGUAUUGCUCAUGCGCUCUUCAUGGAUGUUACACAUGAUAACGAGAGUCCAAUAGCGCAUCGGUCUGCUUAUGAUGCACUACCCAGCUCUGCCAUAGUUUCUAUGGCUUGUUGUGCUACUGGCAGCACCCGUGGGUACGAUGAAUUGGUGCCUCAUCAGAUUUCUGUAGUUUCCGAGGAAAGGUUUUACACAAAGUGGAAUCCCAAGCUAGCGUCUCUAAAUCCUGCGGAAGUUAAUGAAAAGAGUGGUAUUAUUGCUGGCAAGAAGGCACUGAACAAACUUCACCAAGAGCUGGCUGCUUCCGGAUUCAUUCAGGUGUAUGUUGAUCAGGUAGACGAGGAUAUUGUAGCAGUUACCCGACAUUGUCCCCAUACACACCAAUCAGUUGUUGCUGUAUCGAGGACGGCAUUUAGAGAUCCCAAAACCUCAUUCUACAGCAAGGAGGUCCCACAAAUGUGCAUUCCAGGUAAAAUUGAGGAGGUGAUUUUGGAAGCAAGAACAGUAGAUCGGAAAGCUGAGCCUUAUGCGCAGGACCUAGAGUUCAUUAACGGUUUGCCGCAAUACACAGUGGAAAUCCGGGAAAACAUCCAGCUCAGUGACAGCAAGAUUGUCAGACAAGCUGGUAUCGCCACAAAAGGACCCAGUGAAUUUGUCCAAGAAAUAGACUUUGAGAAUUUGACCCCAGGAAGCGUGAUUAUUUUCAGGGUGAGUUUGGAUCCCAAAGCUCAGAAGGCUCUGGCUGCCUUGCGCAGUCACCUUAUACAAUUCACUCCCCACUUUACUUCUGGCAGCCUGCAGGAUGACCAAGCACCUCCUGUCCUGAAAAUUCCAUUUGCAAGUAUCGCCUCCAAGCUGUCUCUGGCGGAACUAAACCAGGUACUGUAUCGCUGUGAUGCGGAAGAGCAGGAGGAUGGUGGAGGCAGUUACAACAUCCCUAACUGGACACCUCUGAAAUAUGCUGGUCUACAAGGUUUAAUGUCCGUAAUGGUGGAUAUAAGACCUAAGAAUGAUCUUGGACACCCCUUUUGUGAUAAUCUCAGGUCUGGAGAUUGGAUGAUUGAAUAUGUCAGUAAUCGUCUCAUUUCGCGUGGAGGGGCAUGUUCACAAGUUGGUAAAUGGUUGGAGGCAAUGUUUACCUAUUUAAAGCAGAUACCACGCUAUCUCAUCCCAUGCUACUUUGAUGCUAUAUUGGUCGGUGCCUACACUACCCUUCUCGAUGCCACAUGGAAACAAAUGUCCAGCUUUGUUCAGAAUGGAUCCACCUUAGUAAAGCACUUGGCUCUGGGAUCUGUGCAGAUGUGUGGAAUUGGCAGAUUCCCAGCUCUUCCAGUACUGUCUCCAUCUCUGACGGACGUACCAUACCGCCUCAACAAUAUCACACAGGAGAAAGAGCAAUGCUGCCCCUCCUUAGCGGCUGGUCUUCCCCAUUUCUCUUCUGGAAUUUUCCGUUGCUGGGGUAGGGACACGUUUAUAUCUUUAAGAGGUUUGCUGUUGAUCACUGGACGUCACAUUGAGGCCAGGAACAUUAUCCUAUCUUUUGCUGGUACUUUAAGACAUGGGCUAAUACCCAACUUACUGGGACAGGGGACAUACUCCAGGUAUAACUGUCGUGAUGCAGUGUGGUGGUGGCUGCAGUGUAUACAGGACUACUGUAAUGUUGUCCCUAAUGGCUUAGCGAUCCUGCAGUGCCCCGUCUCCAGGAUGUACCCAACAGAUGAUUCUCCUUCCUUGUCUGCUGGAGAAGUAGAUCAGCCUCUCUACCAGGUUAUUCAGGAAGCAGUGCAGCGUCAUGCACAGGGGAUCAACUUCAGAGAGAGAAAUGCUGGUCCUCAGAUAGAUCGGAAUAUGCGAGAUGAAGGUUUCAACAUUAGUGCUGGUGUAGAUCCAGUUACUGGCUUUGUAUUUGGGGGGAACCGAUUAAACUGUGGAACAUGGAUGGAUAAGAUGGGGGAGAGUGAAAGAGCAAGGAAUAAAGGAAUUCCAGCAACUCCAAGAGAUGGCUCAGCUGUAGAAAUCAUUGGCCUUAGCAAAUCUACCGUGCGUUGGUUGAAGAGUCUGAGUGAGAAAAAUGUCUAUCCAUUCAAAGGAGUCAAGGUGCAACGAGCAGGAAAAGAGGUUAUGUUGACAUUUUCUGAAUGGAACCAACAAAUCCAAGACCACUUUGAGAAGCUUUUCUAUGUGUCCGAUAAUCCAUCUGACCCCAAUGAGCAACGUCCUGAUCUGGUCCAUAAGCGUGAGAUUUACAAAGACAGUUAUGGAGCAUCAAGCCCUUGGUGUGACUAUCAACUCCGUCCAAACUUCCCUAUUGCCAUGGUCGUGGCCCCAGAGCUGUUUACUCCACAAAAAGCAUGGAAAGCGCUGGAGGUGGUUGAGAAAAAGCUACUGGGUCCUUUAGGAAUGAAAACACUGGACCCAGAUGACAUGGUGUACUGUGGAGUCUAUGACAACAAUUUGGAUAAUGACAACUAUAAUCGUGCGAAAGGGUUUAACUACCAUCAAGGACCGGAAUGGCUUUGGCCCAUUGGGUAUUUCCUGCGUGCUAAGUUGUAUUUUGCAAAGCAGAUCAGCCAGGAAUCGUAUCAAAAGACAGUGUUUUUAGUGAAAAACUGCCUAUCUCGUCAUUACACGCAUCUAGAAAGAUCUUCCUGGAAAGGUCUCCCGGAACUGACCAAUGAGAACGGUCAAUAUUGUCCUUUUAGCUGUGAAACCCAGGCCUGGUCACUUUCUGUAGUGCUGGAGGUUCUGUAUGAUUUGUAAAUCACUCUUCUCUCCAUGCUUCAUCGAUUCAUCAUGUCCCAGGUCCUUCGUGAAAAUAAGAUGCUAUUGAGAAGCAGAUGGUCGGCAUAGAUAAUAGCAACCUCUAGGGGAGGAACUGUGUUUUAUGUGAUGACAUAAUUUGGAACUUGACUUACACAUCACAGCAAGUUGUUUGUCUCCAAACCUCUACUUGUUAAUACUUAGUCACUGAGACAGAUGGCAUCCUAUGUGUUGCUUUGUUUAUUCUGCAUGGAACACUGUUUAGCUAUGAUAUUCAACAGUCAUACAUUUACCUGCAUUUGAAUGAGUUUACACCUCACUUUAACUCUAGUGUUAAUCUUUUUUUUUUUGUUUUUUCCCUUUGUUCUUAUUCAAUACAAAAACACAAUUCUGAAAACCUGAAUGCCAAUAAUGUCUUGGCUGAUAAUGUCUAGUUAUGGAUCAUGUCAUAUUCCUUGUGUAACUUAGAAAGAUAUAGUUAUGAGCUCAGAUACUAAGUGAGAAUUAAGCAAAUUUAAUUCCCUUUUACCACUGUAAGAAGAAAGAUACAUGUGUUUGGAUAUAGGAUUGGAUUUUGCCGUGUGUAAGUGGGAGCUGAGCCAAUAGUUUGUCUGAACAUUUUAAAGGAAUUAUUUGCAAACUGUGCACAGUAAAAUAAAAUAUAAAUAAUUUAAAACAUAGAAUAUAUGACUGUUUUCUUGUAAUAAGUAUUUUAGUAGGAAGGAUGUUUGUAGAAUAGACACAGUGUGAUCGUUAAGUUAGAUUAUGUUGCAAAUUACUGUUUGUUUAUUGUCCAGUCUGUAUCUGUGCAAUACCCAGAAUAAAAUGUAUGAUAUUAUUUGA